GGCCAGGGAAACCUAAGUAAGACCUGUAAACGUGAUGAUGGAUUGUGUCCUGAACCUCCAGGUUGAAAGAUUCCGCCACCGCUAAAAUGAAGAUCUAGGAGUCUAGCUUCCUUGAAAUUGUGUGGAACAUAAAACCUAGAGGGAAUGACCUCUGAAUUAUUUCACACACAAGGCUUUUCUCAUCUUUGCUUCUCCCAAAACACCUGGAGUGAGGAAAACUUCUACACUGGUCAAGCAGAAGAUACAGCAUCCAUGUGCUGAAGGGAAUCCGUUAAGCGGCUUCUUGAAGCACAAAGGGAGGGACUUCACACUCAAUCUUGGAGCCAGAAGUUGAAUUUGUAAGCACUAUACGAUUUAGAGUCAUGGGCUGUGGCAGUUCUUCAAUAAAAAUUAACAACACCGAGAAAGCGCUGAAAGCCGCAUUAAUCAUCCAAACCUGGUACCGACGGUACAGAGCCCGACUGAGGGUUAGACAACAUUAUGCCCUCGCCAUCUUCCAGUCUAUCGAAUAUGCUGAUGAGCAAGGCCAAAUGCAGCUGUCCAACUUCUUUUCCUUCAUGUUGGAAAACUACACCAAGACACCCAAGGAAGAUUCAGCAUUAGUAAAUCGACUUCUUGAAAGCACUAUUCAAGAAAACAAGUCUAGACAGGACUAUGUGGGUUUGAUAGAAGUGCCCGACUCUUAUGAUGGUCCUCGGCUGCAAUUUCCUCUCACGUUUACUGAUAUUGAUUUACUUCUUCAGGCCUUCAAGCAACAGCAGACACUUCAUGCUCAUUAUGUCUUAGAGGUGCUAUUUGAAGCUAGGAAAGUCCUGAAGCAAAUGCCGAAUUUCACUCACAUCAAAACCUUUCCCUGCAAAGAGGUAACAAUCUGUGGUGAUUUGCAUGGGAAAUUGGAUGAUCUUUUGCUGAUCUUCUAUAAGAAUGGCCUGCCUUCAGAGAACAAUCUGUAUGUUUUUAAUGGUGAUUUUGUAGAUCGAGGGAACAAUUCCAUGGAAGUCCUAAUGAUCCUGUUAGUUAGUUUUCUUGUCUACCCCACUGACGUGCACCUGAACAGGGGGAACCAUGAAGACUUUAUGAUGAAUCUCAGGUACGGCUUUACAAAAGAAGUCUUACAUAAAUACAAGCUACAUGGAAGAAAAAUCUUGCAAAUAUUGGAAGAAGUCUAUACCUGGCUCCCAAUUGGUACAAUUAUUGACGAUGAAAUCCUGAUCAUACAUGGAGGGGUAUCAGAGUCCACAGACUUGAAUACACUCCACUGCUUACAAAGAAAUAAAAUGAGAUCUGUGUUGAUGCCACCAAUGUCUAUAAAUCGAGAACAAGCCAUUGACUUAAAGAGAAAUAAAGCAGGUUCGAUCACUGGUGUACCCAGGAAGGCUGAAUUAGAGAAGUCCUCUUUGGAACAGCUAACAAAGCAGGAAUGGGAACAAAUUAUUGAUCUUCUGUGGAGUGACCCUAAAGGAAGAAAAGGCUGUUAUCCAAACACAAGCCGAGGAGGGGGCUGCUAUUUUGGACCAGACGUUACCUCCAAGAUUCUUAGCAGAAACCAGUUGAAGAUGCUCAUUAGGUCUCAUGAGUGUAAACCCGAUGGGUAUGAAAUCUGUCAUGAUGGAAAGGUUAUUACUGUAUUUUCUGCUUCUAAUUAUUAUGAAGAAGGCAGCAACCGAGGAGCUUACAUCAGAGUAGGUUAUGGUACACCUCCACAAUUUUUCCAGUACCAAGUAACUAGUACAUCAUGCCUGAGCCCUCUUCACCAAAGGGUGAAUGCUAUGGAAUUCAAUGCCUUCAAGAUAUUAAAAGAAAGAAUGCUUUCACGAAAAACUGAUCUCAUCAAUGCUUUCCAGCUCCGUGACUAUAGUAGAUCAGGGAAGAUUUCAUUGGCCCAGUGGGCUUUUUCUAUGGAGAGCAUUUUGGGGCUGAACUUACCAUGGAGAUCUCUGAGGUCACACCUGGUAAACAUGGACAGUGAUGGAAAUGUUGACUACAUGUCCAGCUUCCAGGAUGUCCACAUUGAAAAGCCUGUGAAAGAGAUGAAAUCUAGUAUAAUUGAAACUUUGUACAGAUACCGAUCUGACCUGAAAAUCAUAUUUAAUGUCAUCGACACUGAUCACUCAGGUAUGAUCUCUAUGGAUGAAUUCCGGACCAUGUGGAAACUUUUCAAUACUCACUACAAUGUUCAUAUUGAUGAUUCCCAAAUUGAUGAGCUUGCCAACACAAUGGACUUCAACAAAGAUGGAAGCAUAGACUUCAAUGAGUUUUUAAAGGCUUUCUAUGUAGUACAUAAAUAUGAGAAGCCAGACAGCCAUCCUGCUUAAGAUGAACAAAAACUUCUCCCAGCCUCCUUGGAAACAGCUGACCCCAACUUCCAGUCUUAACCAGGGCCCUUGAAAUCCAUUAUAGUACAGAAAAGUAGAGCCUUAUUCACACCGCAGGCAGAUGCACAGUGUGAGUGUCAGUAGCCCUUAGCAAAUCAUUAUUGGUAAGACUAGGUUAAAUAUCCGUGAUGAAAUAUACUUCCAGUGUUGGGAUCCAUACAUUGCCAGUGAUAAACUAGGCUUGAGCUUAGUGCUGGUCUCAGAUGAUACCUAAUCAGGAGGCUAGAGCAAUUUGGAAGCAUCCUGAAGAACCCGCAUAGCAGGAGAGAAUAGCACUAGGUGUAACAUCUGUGAGUGGCUGAGGAGGAGAGGAAUGCUAAAAUAUUAUUGAAAUAAAAUAUUUCCAUCAUCAAA
Molecule: messenger RNA, 2729 nt
Organism: Peromyscus eremicus (cactus mouse)
Lineage: Eukaryota; Metazoa; Chordata; Mammalia; Rodentia; Cricetidae
Gene: Ppef1
Product: protein phosphatase with EF-hand domain 1
Exons: 18
Coding region: 363-2315 (650 amino acids)
Biological process (GO): detection of stimulus involved in sensory perception
Cellular component (GO): cytosol; nucleus
Molecular function (GO): manganese ion binding; calcium ion binding; protein serine/threonine phosphatase activity
Source: RefSeq, a predicted model, not a curated record